CUUCGCCAGUCUGGCGAAGUUCGCGUUGGCGCGCGUUACAUUCGCGUAAAGUCAACCGCUGGCGGACGUCUGUCGCUGAUAACCAGACGAGCUAGAAACGUCAGUGUGACGAGAAAACAGCGCUUCCGGUGCCUGUAAGAAACGGAUGAACGGCGAGCCAAUUUUCGCCGCUGCUUGGAACUACCCGAACUACCACCUCCUUCACGCAGCAAAGACUGUAUUGAUUCUUUGAGGGGAAGACGGCCAGCGUAAUGUCAUUCCACGUGAUUUGCUUCCGUGCUCCCAGCAGAAGAUGAUGGACAGAACGCGCAACGUCGCUUCCUGUACAAGGACACGGCUGGAAGACAGCAGAUCAACGUUAACGUAGUCCACGCACGGUUCUUCAGCCUUCCAGCGUCGGCGACAGCAGUGCCACCUGCGUGCCAUACCACGAUGUCGUAUCUCGACACACGUGGAAGGAAUGAUCGACGACAAGAGUGUUUUGAAUGUUGGCGUGCUAGAUAACAACUCUACUCGUAGAAAAUGACAAACGGACGACCAGAAUUUCGUUUCGCCUAUCGAGCAUUCAUCACCCUCAACAUUCUCCUUGCCGUUUACAACAUGGUCUGCUUCCACUUACCGCGAAGCGAUCCCAAUCCUUGCGUUCUUAUGGUUGUGAACGAGACGCGAACCGUCAUCAGGCCCCCUGCCCCACAGCAGAAGCAGUACAGCGACAGCAAGCCACCUCAAUUUCAGAACAGACAGCCGCUACAGUCGAAGCAAAUGUCGACGAACGCUUUGCCGGUAACCGUCGAAAAGAGGGGCCCUUUCGUCAUCCGCAGCAACUACAUUGUGGGCGACGAAGCUGCAGGGUACGACGCAACGGUGACACUCACCACGCAAGCGACGCAUGACUUUCUGCACCACACGCCCGUACUGUGCAGACGAUGGCAAGGACCCAUUUCCGUGAGCCUGUACGUGCCCGGGACCGAGUACGAAAUCGCCAUCAACAAAGUACUGUUCCUACGAACCUGCAGUGAUCCGUGUGUGCGCGCAAACGUCACGUGGCAUAUCGUGUACAGUACGGAACACCCCCCAAAGACAGACCUGUUAACAGCUAGUCCGGAAGAGUUGGCAAACACGAGGCCCAACUGCUCCGACGACAUCAUGCAUCGCCAGUACGCAAACUAUCGCGCGGAGCACAAGCUAACCUAUCCUAUUAACGUACUUCGAAAUUCUGCACGAAGAGCCGCUAAGACGAGGUACAUCCUGGCUUCCGACAUCGAACUCUAUCCCAGUGGCAACGUCAUUCCUCGUUUCCUGGACAUGGUGCAUCAACGUCGCAACGCCAGCGCCCAUCAGGUGUACGUGCUUCCCAUAUUUGAAGUGAAAGCUUCUCUGACGGCGCCACUGACUAAGAAAGUGCUGGUGGACAUGAUGCGCAACAAGUCUGCAGUGUUCUUCCACAAGUGGGUGUGCGAAGAGUGUCAGAAGUUCCCGAAGAGGGACGAGUGGCUGAGGAACAUUCCUCCAGAGAACUCUCUAGGUGUGUUCACGACAACGAAGAGGGACAAGAGUAAACGGUCCUGGGAGCCCAUAUACAUCGGCACCAAUGCGGACCCUUUCUAUGCAGAAGAGCUCACCUGGGAAGGCAAGAGGGACAAGAUGGCACAGAGCUACCAGCUGUGCCUCAUGGGAUACGACUUCAACAUCGUCGACAAUGCCUUCCUAGUUCAUGCUCCAGGCAUCAAAACCAUAGUUGCAAGCGAAGAAAAGCGUAGAGCACCCUUUGUGAAAGUAAACAACAUGCAUCAUGCCCGUCUAAUGAAUAAUCUCAAGAGCAAGUAUGCGAAGAAUGCUGCAAAUUGCUGAAAGGCUUACUAAAAGUGGUGGAGCAUACUACAAACGUUAAAAAAAAAAAAGACUUUAUCAUAGUCCUUUUGCUAUAGAAUGUCUUACUAUACUUGCUCCCGUUGGAGCCUGUGCAGUAUUUUUUUAUAAAAGUGUUCCUUCAAGUCGUCUUCAAGGGGCACACUAUAAGGUGUCUAUCAUAUUUAUUUCUUUUGCUGUCGUAUGUGCUCCCUCUAAUGAAGCAGGUGAAUUUACAACGGAGAUUUUAUGCUGGGCAAAGUGUGCAAGACAAUAUGCAAGAAGUGUCAAUAAAAGAAAGGCUUGCAAGAUGUUGCAGGCCACGCCCCUUUA
Ornithodoros turicata is the source of this 2181-nucleotide messenger RNA. RefSeq names its product beta-1,4-glucuronyltransferase 1-like. The record is from RefSeq and is a predicted model, not a curated record. The transcript is spliced from 3 exons. The coding region runs from base 523 to 1851 and encodes 442 amino acids. Lineage: Eukaryota; Metazoa; Arthropoda; Arachnida; Ixodida; Argasidae.